Molecule: messenger RNA, 299 nt
Organism: Staurois parvus
Lineage: Eukaryota; Metazoa; Chordata; Amphibia; Anura; Ranidae
Source: the annotation of a GenBank genome assembly
UACAGGAGAUGACCAGAGACUGCGGACACAGUACAGGAGAUGACCAGAGACUGCGGACACAGUACAGGAGAUGACCAGAGACUGCGGACACAGUACAGGAGAUGACCAGAGACUGCGGACACAGUACAGGGAUGACCAGAGACUGCGGACACAGUACAGGGAUGACCAGAGACUGCGGACAGUACAGGGAUGACCAGAGACUGUGGACAGUACAGGAGAUGACCAGAGACUGCGGACAGCACAGGGAUGACCAGAGACUGCGGACACGGGAUGACCAGAGACUGCGGACACAGUACAGG